This is a messenger RNA of Dentiscutata erythropus, 306 nucleotides long. The record is from the annotation of a GenBank genome assembly. NCBI's taxonomy places the organism in Eukaryota, Fungi, Glomeromycota, Glomeromycetes, Diversisporales, Gigasporaceae.
AUGGGUGAAACUGUUAAUUGCCUGGUCAUUUGUGGAAAUUGUCUUUGUCAUAACAUUUCUUGUGGAAGCUAUACUUAUGCCUAUGGUUAUAAUUUUUUUGGCUUUUCUCCUCAGUCUUGUUCUUGUAAUUAUUCAUCUGGCUGCUCAUUUACACAUUGUAGUUAUGGCCAAGAGGAUGGUAGUAAUAAAAAUAGUAGCUCUUGUCCUCAAUGUUUUUUAAACUCAAAUUCCGUCGUGUGUACUAAUUGUACAUCUAUUACUUCUGAUGGUUGUAACUUUUAUAAAUCAUAUUUUGGAUUCACCCAA